Molecule: messenger RNA, 933 nt
Organism: Mycetomoellerius zeteki
Lineage: Eukaryota; Metazoa; Arthropoda; Insecta; Hymenoptera; Formicidae
Product: histone-lysine N-methyltransferase SETMAR-like
Exons: 2
Coding region: 1-867 (288 amino acids)
Biological process (GO): DNA double-strand break processing; replication fork processing; regulation of DNA-templated transcription
Cellular component (GO): nucleus; site of double-strand break; condensed chromosome
Molecular function (GO): double-stranded DNA binding; single-stranded DNA binding; histone H3K36 methyltransferase activity
Source: RefSeq, a predicted model, not a curated record
AUGCCAUGCUCCUCGCUCUGGCCGGCCAGUCACCAUGAUCACAUCGAUGUCGACCAAAUUACAGCUUUAAUCGAUUCCGAUCGGCAAAUCACAGUUCGGGAAAUCGCAGCAAGGUUAAACAUUGGCAAAUCAGCUGUUUCCGAACAUUUAAACAAGCUCCAGAUUAUAAAAAAACUUGAUGUUUGGGUACCGCACGACUUAAUUGAAAAAAAUCGUAUUGAUCGCAUUUCCAUCAGCGAUUUGCUAUACAAACGCAACGAAUACGAUCCAUUUUUGAAGCGUAUCAUAACAGGCGACGAAAAGUGGAUAAUUUAUAAUAAUGUCGAGCGUAAAAGGUCAUGGAGCAAGCGAGGUGAACUGCCAUUGACCACUCCGAAGGCAGGCUUACAUCGAAAGAAGGUAAUGCUCUGCAUUUGGUGGAAUUGGAAGGGGAUAGUGUACUAUGAGCUACUACCGAACAACGAAACCAUCGAUUCGGACAAGUAUUGUUCACAGUUGGAUAAAUUGAAGGUGGAAAUCACCAAAAAGUGUCCGGAAUUGAUCAAUAGGAAAGGCGUCGUUUUUCAUCAUGAUAACACCAGACCUCAUACAAGUUUACAGACUCGACAAAAAUUAUUGGCGUUUGGCUGGGAUGUUUUGCCUCAUCCACCAUAUUCCCCCGACAUUGCACCCUCGGAUUAUCAUUUAUUUCGGGCGCUACAAAAUUCAAUUAAUGGUUUAAACUUUGCUUCUUUGGAACUCCUCAAAAACUACUUGGACAGCUUUUUCGCCGAAAAACCCCAGGACUUCUACGAGAGGGGAAUUAUGAAAUUACCCAAAAGAUGGAAAAGUAUUGUGCAAAAUAAUGGUGCAUAUAUUACAGAAUAAAAUUACUUUUAACAAUAAAAAUUUGUCGUAUGAAUUUUGCUUAAAAAUCCGCACGGACUUUCCGGA